Messenger RNA from Cherax quadricarinatus, 5921 nucleotides. Lineage: Eukaryota; Metazoa; Arthropoda; Malacostraca; Decapoda; Parastacidae. The record is from RefSeq and is a predicted model, not a curated record.
ACCCUGGCGACAUGUUCGUGAGCGAGGGCGGAGGGCCGCCCCUAGCGGGCGUGGUGAUGCAGCAGGCGUACCCAGGAGGACCCAUGUUCACUAUCCCCGUCCACUGGACGCCCUUCAUCGACCCCGCCCUCAUUCCUGGGGAGACCGCCCUCACGCCCCUCGACCCCGCCUUCACCCACGUCAUCGACCCCAAGUCUCUGCCCAUCGACCCAGUACACAUUCUUCCCGUCCAGCACGAUGCCACAGGCUGCCCCGUCCAGGUUCAGGUGAAGGUGGACUCCAACGGUGUGCCCAUCCAGAUCGAGCCCAGUGCCUUCACUGUGACGCUGGGCUGCCCCCAGCAUGCCCACGCUGAAGCCAAGGAUCACACCGACACCCUGCCUCGCCAGGGGCACACGCAUGCUGAACACACACACAGGCAUCAAGAGAACAUCAUGGAGAAGCCAACGAGUGAGGAUGCUCAGGAAGGGAAUAAGAACGAGAGAGUAGGACAACAGAGUGAAGGGGUGAGGAUAGAAAACAAUGGGGAGGUAGGGGAAUCUCAGUCAACGGCUUGUGUGAUACCAGUGAAGGAAAAUAAAGAAUAUAGUGAGGUAGAUGAAGACACGAAGCAGCAGCUGCAGCAAGAUGGUGGUGCUGGAAUACAGCAGCAGCUGGAAGAGGGGAAAGGUGGUACUGGAACCCAUUACCAACAUAUGCAGAAGCAGGAGGGAGAGGCUAGUGCUGCAACACUCCACCAGCUCAACACUGCCUCUAUUUCAGCCGGUGACGUGUGUUCGAUGUCUUCCCCAGCGUGUGAGGGAGGCGAGGCAGGCGGACCCAGAGCUCAAGUGACAGGUGCGACGGAGCACCUACUGGGGAAGGUGCAGGGGGCGGUAAUGGCAACUACCCACCAGACUCACAGUGUAGUGCUGGAAAGAGCCAUGAAAAACAAGAGUGUUAAGGGGAGCAGGGUGUUGGCGAAUGUUGUGUCGCUCUCGGUAGGCGCUGGCGAACUGCAGGCCAAGCCCCUGGAAGAUGACGAAGACGAGGAAGAGGAAGAGGAGGAGGAAGAGGAAGAUAUGCUGACGAAGGAAUCAGAAGAAGGCUCAGAUUCCAACGACUCUCAGUACGCCAGCAUGAGUGAGUCUUCAACCACGCCCACCACGCCCGAAGGUGAACCCUCUGAUGCCCACGAGAUAUCUCCCCCCAUGGUCACACCCACUGCUGCUUCAUCUGUGCCCAUGAUCAUGCCUACUACUUCCUCGUCUGCGCCCAUGAUUACGCCCAGCCUUUCUUCUGCGCCCAUGAUCACGCCCACCUCUGUCUCAGUCACACAGUCACCAGUCAACACGAAGGGCGGCUCCUCCACCAGUCCACAGACAGCCGCGUCAUCAGACAGUCUCAAGAGUAACGGCUGCACAGACUACCGCUUAAAAGACAACCAGGAGACAUCAAGCGAGGCCAUGGUUACCCAGGAGACAUCGAGCGAGGCCAUGGUUACCCAGGAGACAUCGAGCGAGGCCAUGGUUACCCAGGAAACAGUGAGCGAGGCCAAGGACAUCCAGGAAAAAGAUAGCCUACUGUCGGAGAGUCAGGAGAAAGAGUGCCCGGCGGUGGAGAGCCAAGAAGGAGAUAGCAACGUGCAAGCAAAUGUUCUUCAGGGCUACGUGAUGGUGCCCAUCCUCACUCCGUACUACGAUCCCUCAGUGCUAUAUGGGUACCCAGUGGUAGUGGCUAGUCAACAGCAGCAGCUUCAUCAGCAGCCCCCAACACCACCGCCGCCACCACAGCAACACGGUUACAGCAAGAGGAAAAAGAAAAAAUAUCAGCGAAGGCGACAUGCGGAUGUGUCUGCUGGUGGAAGUUACUUGGAUCCCCAGUUAUACACUGGUGAACCAUUUGUAGCAACGCCAGGUGGUUAUGUGGUACCCAUUGAAGCAGCAGCAUCUGUCUGUCAGAUUCAUGGCCUUCAGUACGUGACUCCAGCCUUUCACCAGCACCUCCCUGAUGAAGGUUUCGUAUCUGUCCAACAUUCUCCUUACCUCCCAGAAGUAGCCACUGAACCAAUACCUGCAGAAGUACAGUCAUCUGAAGGGACCAACCAAGAUGAUGCAUCUAAGACAGUCUUCAGUGAUUUACAAGAUACAGAGAGACGACAGAUACAGGAAAUAUUGCAGGAAAAUGCAAAAGCGGGCAAGUCGGAUUCCACAGAGUUUUCAGACUCAGGUGUGUCAGAGUCAGAGGAAAUAGCUGCACCUGAGCUCUCUUGUGAUGAAGUAGAAGCUUGUAAACAGCAGACCCCCCAAAUAUCAAAACUAGCUGUGAAUGAUAGUGCAGAAGAAAAUACUCUUGAUCUAAACUCCACUACACUGCCAUGCCAAGAGGUUUCAUCAAGUGGAUUAGAAAGAAUAGGGCCAGAGGCAGUAUCUCAGGAAGGUUUCUCUGAGAAAACAUUUGUUGAUUCAAAUGUACAGCUUCAAGAAGAUUCUACUGGUGAAUUACAUUGUGCUCAACCUCAGGUUACUGAUGGAAAUCCAUUUACUGUAGACUCCAGUGAUAAUGGCAGAGAAUCCUCUUCAAAAACUGGCAAUCAAGAUUUGCUUUGCAUAGAAACUCCAGAUCUCUUUGAUGGCUCCAACACAUAUCAAAGUUCAGUAAAAUCUGAUGAAACUGAUAUCUUCCAGGUGUGUCAGGAAACACUAUCAGCAGCUGCUACAAACAGUGAUUGUUGUCAAGAUCAUAAACCAGAUGUAAGGUCAACCAGUUUUGAACCUCAAGCAAGAGAUGAGUUUGAUGAUGCAGCUGAGGAAUCAAAUGAGAAUAAAAUACUUCAUAUGACAAUUUCCGAGUGUGAAAGCAGUUACUUACAUCCCUGUGUAAAUACUGCAAGCAAAGAAGCAUCUACUGUUGAUUCAACAUCUGACAGUAAUGAUACACAAGUUACAGAAUUAGAAAAUGUAACCUCAGAAUUUUGUUUUGAAGUAAAUGAUUCACUGACUACAACACAUGAAAUAUCUAAAAUAUACAAUAAAAUUUUGAUUGACAAUCCUUGUGAGCAAUUAAAAAUACAUGCACCACCAUGUAAUGAAAGUAAUCUUUAUAUUGAAAGUUACCAGACAACAGAAGCUCAAGACUGCUCUUUAAAUUCUGGCAGUGAGACAAAUACUUGGCAAGAAACAGUAUGUAAUGUAAAUGAUGGAAGUACUAAUGAAAAUAUACAUCACAUAAGCUUUAAAGACUUGAAAGUCACUGAGGCUGUCAAGAGGUGGAUCAGAGAAGUAACUCCAGAAAAAGCAUUUACACUGUCUAAAGAAGUUCAGACUCGCUUGCUAGCAGAAAAAGACAUUUUGAGAGAAACUGACACAUUUGAUGAAUAUAUUGAAGAUGGGAUCUCAGAAGAGAACUCUAUUACUGUUAUGGAGCCAAAAAACGUGAAAGGCAACCCUUUCGUUGCAGCAUCCAGUGAAGCCCCUAUUGUGGGAAUGGAAGACUGCAGCAAAAGGGUUGCUGUAUUAAAUCUGAGAGAGACCACUCCUGAUACUUUGGAUGAAUAUGAUGGUGCCAGUGUCAUCAGUAACCUCAGCUAUGAUCACUUAUAUUCAGAAGCAUCAUCCAGCCAUCCUGCCUCAGUCAACCAUAGUUUUGAUGAUGAGGAAAUGGAUAGGCUUACUGAAAAUCCAGAUAUUUAUAACCCCACUGCCUAUACAAAGUAUUAUCAGCUUGGUGUGGAACUAGAUGAAAUCCCUAUUCCACCAACAUCUAUAGAUGAUCAAAUGUUGAGUGGAUUCAUGCUCACUGCUCAAGCUCAAGAUAAGUCUGACACUAUUAGCGAGUGUGGAUCUGAGGAAGUGGAAACUGUUUCACAUAAAUAUGAUGUGACUGAUCAUUACACUGGUACCUCUCCUAUGUCCCUUGCUACUGAGAUAAUUAAAGCUGAAAAAGUACUGAAAAAUAUGGUGCAUAUUGUUGGUGUUCAGCAGGAUUUGGCAGUUGCUGAGCAGCACUUGGGCAACCCAGAUAUUUAUCUGAAGCAUUAUAGUGCUGCAUCACUUGAAGUGGGUGACAGCGGAGUGCAAUCAGAGGAGAGUAGUGAUGAAACAGAGGCCCGCAGUAGCAGUGGUGUUGGAUCAUCACUGGCUUCUACACCUGCAAUUUCUCCAGCCCAUCAACUUUCUGGCAGGCCUCCUCUUCAACCACACCCACUUAAAAAUUUAUCUGUUAGAGAAGGGCCAGUGCCAUGCAGGACAGUAUGUUGUGCUGUCAUGUGAGCAAUUUAACUACAUAAUGUAGGUUCUGCUCCAUCUUGUUAACCCUGUGGCGUGGAAGGCAGGCAAAGGGGGCAUCUCCCCCUGCCCCCGCCCGCUCGUGCCUUACAGGGAGAGACUUCUGGGUGGGGAACUGCCCAGACACCAAGGGUACAACGCUUAAACUGCUGUGAACUGUGAUCCUUUGGGGUUGCAUGCUCACUUGUUAUUUGUAAAAGCACAUGGCUGAACAUAAGUCUGUGUAAAUGUGUUUAUGUUGGAUGCAAUAAGAGUAGCAAGUCAGUGCAAGGUUGCUGUAGGAUAGUGUCCUUAAGUCACAAGAACUGUGCUUUUGGUGCUGUGGUCAUCUGGGCCAAAAAGCCGCAUGGCCUCACUUGGAUUGCACUGCACUUUGAGUCUGCAGGUCUGUAAGGGUAGCUGCCCACACUGCCAUAGGUCUGUGCACCUGCAACAGGUGUGGAAAUUGUUGCUGCCAUUCAGUGGGUGGCUUCCCUCUCAGGUUUGUGGGUAUGAGCUCGACAAAGUCACAUCACCCAGAAUCGCUUCAUUCUCAUGCAAUGUCAUUGUGAUAGGCAUAGUGAACCCUAUAGAUAGCUGUUAUUUAUUUUUAGACAUGUGAUGUCUUAGUCAUUAAUGAAGAGAUGUUAUACCCCUGUGCAUUUACAUGUCAUUUGAGUAGUGUUGAUGGUAGGUAGCAAUUUUUGGCUGCUGAGAAGAGUGUAGGUGUAGGUAGGCCCGGUGCCUCAAGGAGGUGUGUAGCAUUGGACAACACAGAAACUAUUUAUUUUGUAAAAUACAUCAGUUCAUUAACUAAAAAAUAUUUUAACAUCUCAUCAGUCAUAAUACAGACAUGUACUGUAUCUUAAUAAAAUAAUAACAGUAAUUUUAUCUCAAGUAUUCUUAUUAUAUAAACAAUGAGACUGUGUUUCCAAAGCCUAAUCACCUAGCAUCCUACCAUUUUGUUGACACAGCUGUAUGUUGAGACUGCAGCUCUCCACAUCACUCUAGAGACCUCCUUUGUUGCAAUUGUUGGAUGUCAACAGAGACCCAUUGCUGUUUAUGUUAAUUUGCUUAGCACACAGCAAUAGUUUGACUAUGCAUGUCACUUCACCUAGUAUGGUUAUGAUUUAAAGAGUAAUGCUUUAACUAAUAAUCUCCCAUAGUGAAGAAUGUGCUUAUUUGUUGAACAAUGAAUCGAGAGAGAUGGGUGUUCUUGUAUGGCACACCGAGUUUGGGUUGUUGUUUGUUAUAGCUUAUAUACAAUGGAACUAAAGUUGACCUAUUUUUGCUGACGCCUGUUUCCAGGUUUUUACCUCGUUGUAAUGUAAAUGAAUUGCUGACCAAAUGCACUCUCUUUUUGCAUAUCUUCAGCCUUUGUAAGCAAUGGACAUUGAUCCUGAUGCCUCUGUGACUUAAAAAAAAAGACUGUGGCAGCUUUACUGAAGUAACUCGGCUGUGUUAAAGAUGUUAUUUCAUGAUUACAGAUCAUAAUUUUCUUUAUUUUUCACAGAAAUAAACCAGAGACCAACAGUGUCGUUUGUCAAUAUCCACUAAUGCCAUAAAACUUGUGUUCCAUAGAUAUGACUGGUUGCAUCCUCUAUGGUUAUUUGCAAAGGCUAUAGGAUUGUUUUCUUUUUUGUAAAUAUAGAACCAAUAAAAUUUGUUGUAUUUAAA